Molecule: messenger RNA, 4931 nt
Organism: Ectocarpus sp. CCAP 1310/34
Lineage: Eukaryota; Phaeophyceae; Ectocarpales; Ectocarpaceae
Source: the annotation of a GenBank genome assembly
AUGUCGGAAACGCCAGCGGUAGGCCCAUGCGGGCUUGUGGCCGGGUGCGCUGGCGACAAGCAGGUGACUUUCAUCACCCAGGAGCAGCUGAACGGGCUUGGCUCCUUGCGCGACGUCGACUUGUUCGUGAAGCUGUCCGCCCUGCGGGUGGGCGGGAUCUGGUGCGAGGAUUGCCACCAGUUGCUUUUCAACGCCGCGUCCGGCAGCAAGCAGCAGCAGCAGCUGCAGCCUGAAAGCGGCCGGAAGCGAGACCACGCAGAGACGAUGACACACGAGCGGCCACAACCACAGCCCCUCGUCGCCCCGCCUGGAGACACCCGAGAGCCCGUAGGCCACGGACUCGCCGCCAUGCGGGGGAACACACCAUCGGACGCAGCAUCGACACCGCAGGCGGCGACGGCGUCAGCAGCAGCAGCAGCAGUAGCAGCCGCCGCGCCCGUCGAAGAGGCGGAUGGGUCCACGUAUUCCGAUUCCGCCCCGUACCCAUCCCCGCCGGCGGCGCCAGAGGUGAACUUGGCGGCGGCGCUGCCGCCGUCCAUAGAGAACGGCGCCGGCGGAGAAAGCGCCGGCGGGGCCACCGGGCAAGCUUUGAUGCCCCCAGCCCUCCCUGCAGGGACGGGGUCCACGACGCUGGUAUCCCCUGCUGCGGAGGGUGGGAACGAGGCAAGCGUCGCCCAGGCGGCGGCGGCGGCGGCGGCACCGUUGCCAGGCGCAAGCCAACCUGUGCCCUUGGCGGGCGUAGCAACAGCAACCCAGGCAGCGCUACCCCUAGCCGGGGCACCCUACGCCUUGCCUCUACACGGUGCGGCUCCGACGGGUCAGGCGGUGGCUUUGUACGGUGCGACCCCGGUGUCCGGUGUACCUCAGGCGGCGCUGUGGCCGCAGCAGGCGCUCCAGAUGGCGGCGAUGGAGGCGGCGACGUCGGCGAUGGAGGCGGCGAACCAGCUGCCCCCGCUCCAGCAGCACCAACCCCCCCCGCAGCUACAGGCCGCCUUGCAGCACCACUCCGCUCCGCAGCAGCAGCAGCACCUCGUCCAGCAGCAGCAGCAGCAGCAGCAGCAGCAGCAGGCGGGAGCAGGACUCCUCGGCGGGACCGUGAUCCGCGUCGGCCCGGCCGGGGCCCCCGCAGGUGGCCCCGCCGUAUCAAUGCACGAGACAGUCGUACCCCUCCAGGGGCAACAACAGCAGCACCACGAGACGGGGGUGAGCGUCGUCGCCCAGUCUGCGGUUGCCCACCCACCCGGGGGCCCCGGCGAGGGCGCACCUACCUCACCAACGGCGUCCAUCCACGGGGCCCCUGCUGCCGUGGGGCAGUUGCCCUACCCGGUGUGGAUGGGGCCGGUGCUGCCCCAGCAGCAGCAAGAUAGCCAAGGCGCGGGGGGCUCCGGUGUUUCGGCCCGCAGCCCCAAGUCGCGGUCGGGUGUCAUGGGAGGGAGGAAAGGAGUGGGUUUGGGUGGUGGCGGUGGGAUUGAUCUGAAUGGUCGGCUCUUGCAGCACCCCGCGUACGUGAUGCACGCGGGAGGGGCGCUGGAGUCGCUUGAGACGGCGGAGAGGCGCAGACAGGAAGAGUUGGUGCUGGAGGACUACGAUGAGUGCUGCGUCUCGGGCUGCGCCACCCGGCCGUCGUACGGCAUGGAGGGGGACAAGCGCCCUACGGCGUGCGUGGAUCACGCGGCAAUCGGCAUGGUCAUCGUCAAGCACAGCCGUAGCCGCUGCUGCGACUUCGAGGGCUGCCAGAAGUACCCCACCUUCAACAUCAAGGGCAAGAGGCGUGCGCGCCGGUGCAGCGAGCACGCAGUCGAGGGCAUGGUGGACGUGAAGGCGCCCUGCUGCGAGCACCCUGGCUGCUCGACGCUGCCGUACUACGGGGCCGGGGCGGAGAAGAAGCGGCGGCGGUGCGCCCAGCACAAGCUCCCGGGCAUGGUGGACAUCAAGUCACGCAGGUGCGAGUUCAGCGGCUGCCUCACCCAGCCGACGUACGGAGUACGCGGGGAACCGAAGGCGAGGCGGUGUGCCAAGCACAAGGUGCAGGGGAUGGUCAACAUCGUGCACCGGCACUGCGAGUUCCCAGGUUGCACGGUGCAGCCGUACUACGGGGUGGAGGGCUCCCGCGGGGGCACUCACUGCACGACGCACAAGCUCCCGGGCAUGGUGAAGACAAAGGGGCAGCGGUGCAGCUACCCCGGUUGCUCUACCCGUCCCAGCUACGGCAACGACGGCGACAAGAAGCCCAGCAUGUGCGGCAAGCACAAGAGCCUCGGGAUGGUGGACGUGAUCAACAGGCGGUGCGACGAGCCCGACUGCAACACGCAGCCGACCCACGCCGCCGAGGGGACGACCUUGGCCACGCGAUGCGCCGAGCACAAGCUCCCGGACAUGGUGAAUAUCAAGUCGCGCAGGUGCGGCUUCGAGGGGUGCAACACCCAACCGUACUACGGGAUGCCCGGGGACAAGAGGGGUUCCAGAUGCUCGAAGCACAGGGAGGAGGGCAUGGAGGACGUGCACAACAAGCGGUGCAAGUUCGAGGGGUGCAAUGUGUCGGCGUCUUUCGGGCCCAGGACUCGUGGGAUGGGGGCCACGCAUUGCGCCAAGCACAGGCUGCCGCAGAUGGCGCCGCUCUACCGUAGGAAGAGCAUGGGUAAGGGUUGAGAGGUUGCGUCAAGUCUGUGAUGUGAUGUGACGUGAUGUGGUUGGUGAAGACCGCGAUCACAGUGUUAUAUGUAUUGUCUGUCUGUCGUUGGAGCAUCAUGUGGUAUGGCUUUUGGCUCAAGGGUACAAAAGGAGAAAGAGAGCGAGAUAGAGAGAGCACGAAUUUUGUUUGAACGCUGUCUCCGUAGAUGUUCGGUGGCGAGGCUGUGACUGUGGUGUGUGUUUGUUCGUUCGUUCGUUCGUCCAUCCCACGCAUUGGCGCCAAUCGGUAAUUGUUUGACACCUGUGUCAGCCGGCUUCAAACUUGGAGGGAGGUAUCACCGUAGUGCUGGCUGUUGUGUUUCGUUGAGCAUAGAACAGCAAUCGUGUACACUAGUCAGAGACAUACAUCCCUGCGUGCGGGGAGGUUACCACACUACCAGGUUUUCGCGCGGCUACGGGUUUCGCUCUGUCUGGUACUAGAAUACUGCAAGGGGCGGCGAGAUGGCAUUCAUCUUGGACCGAGUUUCAAAGCUCAAUUGAUUGCUCCACAACCAACGGGGUGCAGGAACAGCCCGAUACGAAAGCCCUUGACGAGAUGUUUCGAAGGAACACAAUUUUUUUGUUGCCCCAACGAUCUUGGUUUCAAUCGAGCCUUGAAAAAGAUCGGUUUUGAGGGGGUGCCAUCCCUCCGCCUCGGAUGGUAGUUUAGACUACGGAAGGCUUGUCAAAUCCAACAGGCGGCCGCGAAACGACGCCGUAGGAUGUUUGUGUGCUCGAGAAGAGCGUUUCCGGUACGCACCAACCCGUGCGGUUUUCGCGGCUGCAGUGUAGGAGGACCUACAGCUUCCCUACAUUCCAGGAGAAGCUUGUGUGCGUGUGCCCGCGGGGAAAGUGAUGGAGGACGGGUGGGAGGGAAGACCAGAGAAAAACAGGAUCGUUCUGAGUCGCGGUAGGUGUGCGGUCUUUGGGUGAUGUCUGCACGGUUUUGAGUGAUUGCACUAUCACCCCUGUCGGACUCUCAAUGUUGCCUAACCCUCUGCGAGGGGUUUCGGUUGAAGCUAAUAGAGGCAUGCAUGGGAUAUUCAUGGAGGGAGUUACGCUCGUUCUGCUCGUUCGCUCCCUCGAAGGGCUAGACCUCAUUUUCGGCCUUCCCCUUUUCGGCCGUCUGGCCAAUGGUCUGGGCUCGGUUGGCGAGAGCGUGUUGUGUGGGGUCAGGAACUCGUGCCGUUGCAGCAUGUAUGUGCGUGCCCUCCGGCGUUAGUGUGGGAGUCUGCUUCUUCCAUCGUUUUCAUUGGUCCAUCAGAACGGACGGCGCCAAUCAUGCGCCUAUGCAUUAGAAAUGACGACCGUCCUCAUGCAGGUCACAAGCAAACAAAUUGCUUCGGCAUCGUGCCCUCAGGAAUGACCGGCAAGUCGGAUCGAUCGUAUUCCUUCUGGGCGAAUAAAUGUGUUUCUUUCGGAGGGACCGCGAUGUGUGUGCUCGUGGUUUUUCGCACGUGAUGACCGUGAUCUUGUCGGAUUUGGUUGGUAGAGGGCCACACUUUGCGUUGGUACUCUGCGCUUGAGCUGCUUCUUCGUGAUUUUGGGUUCGGCUGGUCAAGUCAUCGUGAUUUAUGUUUUGGUUUCGUCUGUCUCAGAUCACUCGCGCGGCAGUUAUCGAUGCUAUCGUGUGCACGUUCGUGUCAUGUGUGCCGCCAAUUCUAUGGGCCUGGUAAGAGUUGUUUUGAGCCCGGGGCCAUAGAUUGCCGCUUCAAAGGGUAACGGCCACAGUGAGGUGGUGUAUGUUAAUGUCAAAGCGUGUUGUCUCUAUGAACGGUGCUUCCUAGCUGUGAUUGCUCUCAGAAUCGACAUCUAUCUAUUUCGAGGGAAAGACACACGAUCGAUAGAGGCUCUUGUGCGAAACUUGUGGAAGGAUUUGUGCAAUAAUUGUAGAGAUGUUCACUAGCUUGGGUGUCGAUUCCCGAUCUUUUCAUUUCAUCCCUCCACACGAAGUCGCUAGAUACCUGUAGGUAAUUGGAAUAUUCCCCCGUCUCGGUUGCACAAUACAUGAGAUUCGAAUGAGGUAGACUCUUUGAGGUCUUUGUUUUCUUGUCGAGAACCGUUGUUGUAAGCUGUCAUGUAGCUUGAGCUGGGGGGGAUUCGUUCGUUUGCCUGGGAAGAGAACGCAGAUUACUCUUGUAGGACAACUAGACGUAUAGACUAUGCAUGGGUCAACGUGAUUUUUAGUUUUGAAGCAAACAUAUCCGUUGUUGGCGUGACCAGGGCGUGUCGACCACGAAGAGAAAAAUCAAUGGCGCCUA